GGGUGAUGAGGACGCGGUGGUCAGGGGCACGACGCUGUGCGGUGCGGGUGAUUUGCCCGCCGCCGCCGCCGCCGCCGCUUCCACCGCCCGGAUGGGAGGGGAUUUGGGCUGGCUUGUGUCUCUGCGGCAUGAGGCUUAGUCCCGAAUCGAGGUAGCCCUCGCAUCGGCGAUUUGAUUUGACGCAUUUCAUGCAGUGUGGCCUGGCCAAGUCGCACUUGAUGUGGCGUUUCCUGCAUUCUUUACACCCGUUCCGGGUCUUGGGCGCGCUCGCGCGGCUCUGCUUGGGUCGGUUCGAGAGCGAGAAGACAUGGACCUGGCCGUUUGGUGGAGUUCCCCUAAUUCCAGGCUGUUUGCUCUCUCUCGUUCGAUCUCUUCCAGGCUCUGGUACAAACGACAUGUCGACUAAAGUGCGCCCUGGACACCUCACUUCCAACCAACAAGUCUCUCACGUGCUACUUACGCCUUGAUAUCGCCCUCAUCGGUACUUUGAAACGAGGCUCUUGACGCUGGCCGCGAUUCCAACUGAAUUUGAGAACGCGUGCCUUGGAAGCUGUGAACCACGAACGUAGGCUCCGAUGAUCUGGUUUUGGUACCCAUGGUCUCGGCGUUUACUGCAGCGUAACGUGGUUAAAGGCGAUAAGUCGAUUGGCGAAACAGCAACAGCAACAGAAACAGCAGCGAGCAGGACGUUAUGAGAGUCAGAAGUAUGAACACGUUUUUCUUUUCGGAAGAUUCUGAAGAUGCCAUUUCCCCUGACUAACUAGCUGAGAGAAC
Messenger RNA from Colletotrichum godetiae, 774 nucleotides. RefSeq lists its product as uncharacterized. Lineage: Eukaryota; Fungi; Ascomycota; Sordariomycetes; Glomerellales; Glomerellaceae. The record is from RefSeq and is a predicted model, not a curated record. The coding region runs from base 189 to 467 and encodes 92 amino acids. The transcript has 3 exons.